AUGUCUCUACCGGCGAGAUCGGAGUACAAAAAUUGUGGAGCUGCUUGGGUUAGAGCAAGCAAUGGUCAAGUUCCACCAAAUGCUGUUCCGGGUGGACAAGAGGCCAAUGGUCAAACACUCUACGUUGCACGAUUUAUCACAAAAGAAGGUCAACUAUCUCCAGGCAAACUUGCUCCUCAGUACAGACAGGCUUAUGUUAGUUAUGGUGGUAAAGAACAAUCUUCCGCAGUCUAUCAAGUUUUAACUCAUCCCAAUCCACAAGAAUUAAAAUGGGUUUCUACUAGUGGAAAUAAUGUACCAACAGGAGCAUUACAAGGUGGAAGUGAUCAUGGAACUCCUUUAUUUAUCGGUCGAGCACCAUUUCAAGGAGGUGUAUGUUGCGGAAAAUAUGCGCCAAGUCAUGGUUGUGUUUAUUUGCCAUGGGGUGAACAAGAAAAUAGUGUACCGAAUAAUUUCGAAGUUUUAUGUUUGACUAAAAUUUGUGAAUAA
Rotaria sp. Silwood1 is the source of this 489-nucleotide messenger RNA. The record is from the annotation of a GenBank genome assembly. NCBI's taxonomy places the organism in Eukaryota, Metazoa, Rotifera, Eurotatoria, Philodinida, Philodinidae.